Aspergillus puulaauensis is the source of this 1416-nucleotide messenger RNA. RefSeq names its product FAD-dependent oxidoreductase. The coding region runs from base 1 to 1416 and encodes 471 amino acids. NCBI's taxonomy places the organism in Eukaryota, Fungi, Ascomycota, Eurotiomycetes, Eurotiales, Aspergillaceae. The record is from RefSeq and is a predicted model, not a curated record. Gene Ontology annotation, molecular function: FAD binding; monooxygenase activity. The transcript has 3 exons.
AUGAAAAUCAUCAUCAUCGGCGCCGGCAUCUCCGGGUGCACCGCAUACCUGCAACUCAGAAAACACCUCCCGCACCCACGUGGACCAGCACCUGCAGCACAGCACGAGAUAACCAUUUACGAAGCUUAUGAUACAAACAUCGACACAACACACGAAGGCCGCGAUGGCGACACCCAUUCCUCCACAUUAGUCGUUGGCGGCGGACUAGGCAUCUUUCCCAACGGUCUUAACGUCCUGAAGCGUCUAGAUGGUAACAUUCUCCGCGAUAUCGUGCGCGGGGGGUACGCCAUCGCGCAUCAGAAUCUGAGGACGAAGAAUGGGUCUUUGUUGGUGAGGAUGGAGACGAUGGCGGAUGCAGAUCCGGAGAUGGAUGGGAAGCAGAUGCAUCUGCUUGGUGUUAGUCGGCAUUGGUUGUGGAAGAAUUUAAGGCUUAGGAUUCCGGGUUGUGAUAUUGAGACGAGGCGCGUGGCAAGUGUGGCUGCGAAUGAGAAUGGUCGCAAUAGAGUGCACUUUGCGGAUGGGAGCGAACCUGUUGAGGCGGAUUUGGUUAUUGGUGCGGAUGGGGUCAAGGGAGUUACCAAGCUGGCGUUGUUCCCUGGGAAGGAGGGGGACUAUGCGCCUGAAUAUCAAGGCCUUGUCGGGGUUGGAGGGUUCAUCUCGACCGAAGAAGUCAAAGGGCUCGUGGAGAAAGGCUCAAUGAAUCUACUUUUCAGCGGGAGUGGAUUCUUCGGAUACUUCUUCUCGAGCAGCGCCGCAUCUGCACCGGACCGUGAGUCUGUAUAUGGUGUUUCCGAGCCGGGCGAGUCGCUCGGAUGGUGGUCAACGUAUUCCGUUGACGAAUGUCCAGACCCCAAGACGCUGGACAUGGAAGCAGUUGCGGAUCAACUACGCGAGAGGCACGGAGACUGGAAGGACCCGGUUAUUCAGAAGAUCAUAAGCUCUUUGCAUGUUAAGAGCAUGUACCCAACCUGGACAUCGCCUCAGCUUCCGACAUGGGAAAAAGACGGUGUUGUUCUUGUCGGGGAUGCAGCACACGCCCUUCCAUCCACAUCGGGACAAGGCUCCUCACAGGCUUUGGAGGAUAUUGAGGCGUUUACAAUACUGCUUGGCAAUGCCCUCCGUGAAGUGGAUCAGGAAAGCUCAGCUGAUACAGCGGAAUAUAAGAGUGCUAUCACAUCAGCUGCUAAACAAUACAUCGAGAUCCGCCGGCCACGGGUGCAGAGUAUCCUGGAGGGUGCACAACGCAUGCAGAGUACCAAACGGGACAUGGGUUGGAUAGCUGAGUGCGCAAUGUAUUGUGCGAUGUGGAUUGCCGGAUGUUUUCCGAAAAUGAUGUCGGGGCCUGUGAAGCGGGUGAUUAAUUAUAAUAUUUCCGAGGAGGCGAAGGCGUUUAUUGAACAGAGGAAGAAAACUUGA